Molecule: messenger RNA, 642 nt
Organism: Tetrahymena thermophila SB210
Lineage: Eukaryota; Ciliophora; Oligohymenophorea; Hymenostomatida; Tetrahymenidae
Exons: 1
Source: RefSeq, a predicted model, not a curated record
AUGGAACUAGUAUUUUAGAAAAAUUUCAAUAAUGUGAAUGAUGUGCUCACAAAAAUAGGUUAGCCUACAUAUAAGAGUGUAAAUGAAAUUAACAUCGAAUAAUUAGAUAAGCUAAAAGGCAUUAGAUCAAAAUAAUCAGUAUUAUUUAACCAGCGAUUCUUAGAAAAUAAUGAAUCUAUUGCGAACAGGGUCAAUAAUGUUAGAGUUAGAGCAAUUAUAAGUGGCGUAAAUUUAAAUCUGCGCUAUAGGUAAUUGCCACACCUGAUUCUUUAUUCAGAUGAAUUGAGAUAAAGAUAUUCCUAAUAUUUCUGGGAUUAUGAACUCAUUUUCCGUGCAGGAAUAUUUGGAGUUGCUUAUCUUUUGAGUGAAUUACACUAUAAGUUACUUCAAUGGAUUUUAAAGCAUGGAAUUAAAAUUGCAGACAAAAUCGUAGGUUAUUUUAUAGACAAAGAUUCUAUGAAUAGGUAAUGGUUCGGAGCCUUAUUGAUAUCUUAUCUGACUUAUAAAUUUUCGAGUGGUAUUGAAAAAUAUUUUGAUAUUUACUCAAUUUAUUAGGGAUAUAAGCUAUAUAGUGAUGAUUUCUAAUCAGACAUCAGAAAUUUUAAAAAAUCAAUAGAUUACUUUGAAAAGAGAUAAGAAUGA